Messenger RNA from Danio aesculapii, 3559 nucleotides. RefSeq names its product potassium inwardly rectifying channel subfamily J member 3b (gene kcnj3b). Gene Ontology annotation, cellular component: plasma membrane. Gene Ontology annotation, biological process: regulation of monoatomic ion transmembrane transport; potassium ion import across plasma membrane. Gene Ontology annotation, molecular function: G-protein activated inward rectifier potassium channel activity. The transcript is spliced from 3 exons. Lineage: Eukaryota; Metazoa; Chordata; Actinopteri; Cypriniformes; Danionidae. The record is from RefSeq and is a predicted model, not a curated record. Bases 714 to 2333 code for a protein of 539 amino acids.
GCAUAUAGUGCAAUGAUUUUGCAGAGAUUACGUUAUAUGUGCAGCACCGUUCAGAGAAGCAUAAUACAAGCGCAGCAAAAAAUGAAAGAUGCACCCAACACAGGAACACGUGUUCAUCCCUCCCCCAGCUUCAUCUCCACCACCCUCUCAGAGAAGUUUCUCUUAUUUGUCGGGGCUGGAGAUGGAGUUGGAGAGCUGGAGGCGCGCAGUGCGCAGGAACCGAGAACAGUGAGAAGACGAAGAGAAUCAGAUAACAGCGUAUGCCAGCUGCGAGGAACAGCAGAGGCGGCGAGUUAAAACUUGGACCGAAUCCUUAGGGCGUCUACCAACUACCGUCUUAUCAAAUUGGUGCGAUACACCUGGGGAAACAGGAGGACUGGAUGAAGGUGGAGGAGGAGGAGGGUGCCAACGCACAAGUGCUAGACUGCGCCAAGCCAAUCUGAGAUUACAAAUUACUCGCAUCCAUAUUUCUCCACAUUGGGCUGAGAGAGUCUGUUUUAGUUAUGCGGAUCUGGAGAAGACAAGGAGAUCUGCGUCGCUCCAUCCCAAGACAAACGCGCUGUUAUUGACAAACUCCUGCAGGGUAAGCCUUAUAAAUAACUUUUUUUUCUGCCCAGAAAUGCGGGAGACUGGUGCGGCUGAAGUGUGAAGAAAACCGAAAACAUUUCUGUCAGGAACUAAGCGUACAUUCGGGACAACUUUAAGCGAGAAGGAUGUCCGCGUUGAGGAAAAAAUUUGGGGAUGAUUAUCAGGUGGUGACCACAUCGUCCAGCGGCGGUGGGUUCAACCAAGCGGCCCCCGAGAAGAAAAGGAAACGUCAGCGCUUUGUGGACAAGAACGGCCGCUGUAACGUCCAGCACGGGAACCUGGGAGGAGAGACGAGCCGGUACCUGUCCGACCUGUUCACCACGCUCGUGGACCUCAAAUGGCGCUGGAACCUUUUCAUCUUCAUCCUCACAUACACAGUGGCGUGGCUCUUCAUGGCUUCUAUGUGGUGGGUCAUUGCUUUUAUACGCGGAGACCUGAACCAGGCCCACGACGACAAGUACACACCGUGCGUGGCCAAUGUGUACAACUUUCCCUCCGCUUUUCUGUUCUUCAUCGAGACCGAGGCCACUAUCGGAUACGGUUACCGCUACAUUACCGACAAGUGUCCGGAAGGCAUCAUUCUCUUCCUCUUCCAGUCCAUCCUAGGCUCUAUAGUGGACGCUUUCCUGAUCGGCUGCAUGUUCAUCAAGAUGUCCCAGCCGAAGAAACGCGCGGAGACGCUCAUGUUCAGCGAGCACGCGGCGAUUUCCAUGCGUGACGGCAAACUGACCCUGAUGUUCCGCGUGGGGAACCUGCGCAACAGCCAUAUGGUCUCCGCGCAAAUACGCUGCAAACUCCUCAAAUCCCGUCAGACUCCUGAGGGCGAGUUUUUGCCUCUGGAUCAACUUGAGCUGGAUGUUGGGUUCAGUACCGGAGCCGACCAGCUUUUCUUAGUGUCUCCUCUGACAAUCUGCCAUGUGAUCGACUCCAAGAGCCCAUUCUACGACCUCUCGCUCAGGUCCAUGCAAACAGAGCAAUUUGAGAUUGUGGUUAUCUUAGAGGGGAUCGUGGAGACCACUGGUAUGACAUGCCAGGCUCGCACUUCCUACACAGAGGACGAGGUUCUGUGGGGUCACCGUUUCUUUCCAGUCAUUUCUCUGGAGGAGGGUUUCUUCAAGGUUGACUAUUCACAGUUUCAUGGCACAUUUGAGGUUCCCACACCACCGCACAGUGUUAAAGAACAGGAGGAGAGUUUGCUGCUGUCAUCCCCCCUCACGGCCCCCUCUCUGUGCCACAGCGCAGGUGGGGUUACAGAAGGCAGUGGCACGCUGGAAGGUCUGGAGCUUCAAAGCGAUGCAGAAACUGGCUCCAUCAAUAUUGCAACCCCCAUGCCAACCACCAAACUGCCUGCCAAACUUCAGAAGCUUACAGGACGGGAGGCCCCCAUUCGGGAUGGAAUGCCCCGUAAGCUUCUGCGCAUGAGUUCGGAAAUCACCUACAACCUGGGCGACCUGCCCGUCAAACUCCAGCGAAUCAGCUCGGCUCCGGGUGUGGCAGAAGAGAGGCUUCAGCCAAUCAGUUCCAUGCUGAGCCCCACAGAGGACAGACUGGCUCCCAAGCUGGGCUUAAUAGGUGGAGCUGAACCCAUUAGCCAAUCAGUGACAGAUCUGCCACCAAAACUGCAGAGGUUGGCUGGCGGGGUCGGGGUGGGAGGAGUCGGAAUCGGAGGACGAAUGGAUGGCCAUCUGCCUCCCAAACUGAGAAAAAUGAACUCUGAGAGGUUUACAGGCUUGAGUUUAAAAUGACUUCUGCCCUCCUCUGAAACUGCAAUUGAGUAAACGGGACAAUCUAUACUUAUAGCAAUUUAUAUAGAUUCAAAUAUUAGAUUAUUGCUAAUCCUCUGCACAAUCUGGCAUGUUUUUACCACAAACAGCAUGAAAGCAGAAUUCAUUUUCAACACUACUUAAGGAUAAUAGCUACCAUACUAAUAAUAUACACUAUAUAACGACAGUUCCAUAUAUCUUUAUUAGCCUGUUAGCCAAACUUGUUUUGAGGGCUUGCAUAUAUUACGUAUAUCUUAAAAUAGAAUAUCAACACAAUUAUCUGAAUGCAAUGUCACUGAUAAUCCUUGGUAACUAAUCUUUUUUUUAAAAAGCCAAUGGCUAUAACCUGAGUUAGCCAUUUGUCUUUGUUUAAGCUGUGGGUUGGUUAUUUGCGGAUCAAGAUAACACAGCGAGAGAUUAGUUACUGUGGUUUUCAGAGCUAAAGAAUCAGGCGCUGUGCAUUUAUGGAAAUGUAACAAAUUUUCAGACGAACUGACUCAGGUUCUGUUUUUGUUUAGUUUUUUAUCUAUUGCAUGAUCUAUCAUUUCAGAGUCAAGCCAGAUUAUCUCACAUCAAAGAUUAAGCCUUAAAUAAUAGGAACCAAAUGUAAAAUACCAAACAUUGUAAACAUUUAGUUUAGAAAGUGUUUUAAGAAGUGGCCACUUUUUAAAGAUUUUCUGAGCUCUUUGUGGAAGAAUACGGUUUUCACAUUUGGCUUCUAAUACUUAACUGACUUUAUAUAUAAUGUUUUGUCGAUGAUUGUUUUCUGACGUUCUUUGUUUAAACUAUUUUCCUGACCUGAAUGACUUGAGUAUUGUGAUGAGUAGGAUUGAUAAAAGGGGGUUUAAAGCUAUCGAAGACAGAAAUGAGCACAAUGGAUGUGUACAUCUGUUUUAAUAUUCUUUAUAGAUAAGACUUUGUCAACAUUGUUAUGGCUUUGUUUAACUCUUGUGUUUGAAAAUCAAAGCAAUAAGAUUAUAAAAUGCAGUGGAACCUACUGACUGGGAAAAAUCUUGUACCUUAUGUUACAUUAAUGUUAAAUGGUUUUACUGUUUCCUUUUUUCUAAUUGUUUCUCUCAAUACAUUCAAUUCUACUUCUGACAAAUAUUAGAAUGGCUGUUGGAGUGGUUUAUAAUCCUGUAAUAAAUGUGUUGUGAUGUGUAACAAGUCAAUUAAAAACAGUCUAUACUGAAGGAUAAACCUCCACC